CUGGCCCUUAAUGGCUGACAAAUUGCAUCAGUCAAUUUCAUUACAUUUACUCCACAUGUGAAAAUAUAUUACAUUUUAUAUUACUAUCAGGUAUAUUUAUAUUCUUUAAAAAGUAGUAACUUUUUAGGAUUAAAGAUAUAAGAUAUUAGAAUUGAAAUUUAGUUUUAAUACUAUGGUAUUUAUUUUUUAAAAAUUCAAUUGACUUCAUUGUGAAUUGCCGGCACCCUCCCCUGUUUCAGGCUGUUAAUCUGUAACCGACGCGUUUAGUGUUGGUUACUGAAACUGGUGUAGCCAUGUAUGUAGUGGCCUGUAAGUGUAGUCGACUCCUCAAUAUUAGGGAUAAGCCACCAGUAUUUAUUUUAGUUUAUUGAUAAUAAACUUAUGCAGACCUAUGUUUUUCAGUUGGGGCCAUCCAUGUAAAAUCAUUUUUCUAAGCGAAAUGCAGCUGCAUCAUUUUUAUGGCCCUAUCUAUAUUAUAAUUAUAUAGUCUAUUUAAUUUAUAUAAUAUAUGGUGGUGGGGGUCACUGCAUCAUAUUCAUUAUAAUCAUGUCAGGCACAUUAAUACCCACAUUCUGCAAUAGUUAUCCUGAAAUGUUUACAGUCCUAAAUUCAAAUUGUCCAAUUAUUUCUCUAAUAAUAAUAAAGUAACGUUUAGUAAAGCAAAGCCAACUUCACUGUCACCAGUAGUAAAAUCCAUGAAUUCUAAUUAUUUUUUAUGGCUUUAACUUUAAAAUAUCAGCAGUGUUUUGGAGGCCUAUUAUCAUCAUCAUGCAUAGUUACAUGCUUUUACUUUGUGUUUCACAAUUGUUCUUACUAAAAAAUCAGUGAUAUUAUUUAAUAUUAUCACAACAGUGGUCAGUGGGUCAACAGUAAAGUUUUGCCUAGUGACAUUUUUUAAGUCCACCUCUUGCCUUUGUAUGCUUCUGUACGAGGGAUGUAAUUAGUUACUUGAACAUUUCAAGACUUUUGUAUUAAUUUCGUUCAGCUGAAAACUUAUUAUAUUUGCUACACCAAACAGACAACAGUAGCUAAAAGGGGACCUAAUUAUACAGAUUACUGAUUCAUUAAAUUGCCUUAUCUUAUACUAUACCUCCUCAAAAUUGUACCGGUAUACAAAUAAAUUGAAACUGGUUGUUUGGGUUGAAAGUUCUCAUCUGAACAUAUGCAUGAGGUCAAUGGUUUACAAAAAUUACAAGUGCAACAAGGGAGGGGCAAUGAAAACUUUUAUUUCUUUUGUGUCUGCUAAACAUUUAUGACCCUCCUUUCAAGCCUCAUGGACCCUUAAUUACUUAAUUUUGUGUGAAAAUUUUUAUCUGAAUUUCUUUUAUUCAAUAUUUUGUAUCCUUAAUCUUACCAUUUAAUAGGCUACAUAUGCCUAGGGCGGCGAUUCCCAAACAUUUUUUUGGGUGUUAUUUUUGUACUUCUCCUUCCUUUACAAUAUAUGACCCACUAAUAUUUUUUACCGGUAUCUCUUAUUCUGGCAUAAGGGUAACAUAAAACAGUUAUGAAUGUUCAGUUUUUUGUUUCAAUACAGAAAAAUAUACUUUUAAAAAAUGAAACUGAGCAAACAGAAACUUGGUAAUUAUUCUAAUUUAUUCAUAAAUGAGACGUGUGAUGGCCCUGUACUGGGUUGCAAGUCGGCAUGUAGAAAGUACAUCUGGCCAAGGGUAUCUUGCCCAAGGGACAUUGCAAAGUUUUUUGCUCUCUUCAUUAUGGUUAAGUAGUUAAAUCAUAAUAAUAUGUGAUAUGACUACAAAUGAAUUAAAAUUGGGCUGAAGUAUUUUUUACUUUUUAAAAAUUCUCCCUAUCACCUAAUCUAUCAUAACUAUUAACAACAAAUGUUGCAAUGCCAAACAGUAAAUGUGUUACAGAUUUUAAAUUUUUCGUCAUAAAUCCUUUAGUAAGGUUACAUUUUUUUGUGCAAGCUAUAGUUUGAAAUACACACAUCAGCAAAAACAUUUUAGGAAAAAGCAGCACUGACCUUGUGAAAUUUUUUUUAAAUUACAGAAUUAACUUUUCAAAAUGGUACUUACUUGCCGUUUUUACAAGAACAAGUUUCCAGAAGUGGAGGAUGUUGUUAUGGUCAAUGUACGAUCCAUAGCAGAAAUGGGAGCAUAUGUGAGACUUUUAGAGUACAAUGACAUUGAGGGUAUGAUUUUGCUCAGUGAAUUGUCUAGAAGACGUAUUCGCUCAAUAAACAAACUCAUUCGAGUUGGACGAAGUGAGUGUGUCGUGGUCAUUAGGGUUGACAAAGAUAAAGGUAUGUAGCAUUCAUCUUAAUUUUAAUAGUUAUUUUGAAUUUACCUUUAUGUACUGAAACAGGCAUUGUUGCAACUGAAAAAUUAUAUAUCAAACUCUGGAUUUUUUAAAAAUUUGCUUACACUUACAGGAUACAUUGAUUUGUCCAAGCGUAGAGUUUCCCCUGAAGAGGUCAUCAAGUGUGAGGAAAAAUUUGCAAAGGCCAAAGCAGUAUGUGUGCAAGUUGUCUGCCAGCUAAACUUUUAAGCUUUAUAUAUAUAACUUUAAUUUGUGUUCAUUCUAAUCACAUUUUAGUUUUAAAUUACUUCAAUUGAAAAAUUGGUUUUAUUUCAAUGUAUCAGUUUAAAUGGGAGAUCUUUUUUACAGAUAUUUUUGUUAAUAAGCCAUAUGACGACUUAACCAUUAAUAAUGCAUAUUUUUUCCACAGGUGAAUAGCAUAUUGCGACAUGUUGCUGAACUCAUGGGCUACAAAAGCAAUGAAAAAUUAGAAGAGCUCUAUGAAAAAACAGCCUGGUUCUUUGAUUCUAAGUACAACAAGGCUGGCUCAUCUUAUGAAGCUUUCAAACAUGCUGUACAGUAAGUAGUUUUGUUAAACUCGAUAUGUAAAGUGGAGAAUUUCAUUCUGCUUUGCAGUAGUAUAGUUUUAAAAAAAAAUUAUUUAUGAAAUAAGUGCUUAAAAAUAUAUUCUUAAAAUGUAUAUCCAUAUGUAGGCCAACAUAUGGAAUUUUAAUCUCUGUGAUAGCAUAGCAUAUCUGUCUUAAAACAAUGCUGAAAAUCACCUUCUCAAGAAACCCUAAAGAUUAAAAAAUGAAUACCAAAACUUUCCAAGCACGGUUUUCAAAUGCAUGAAGUUUCAGCUUCUCAUUGAAACAGAUAAUGCAUUAAAUUGUAUUGUUGAAGUUGAUGUUUAAUUAAAAGUGUUAUCAGCCUGUUAAAUGGUAAAUUUGUUUUCAAUGCUGACAAAACCCAUAUAAGAUUAUUUAAGAUAAUGGUGAGAUGUGAACAAACUAUCUUUCUUAAAAAUUCGGUUUGGGUUAAAUUAAGUCAAUCUGAGGGUCACCAUCUGAGGUCAUCAAAUAACCUGUGGCACUGCUUAUUAGGCUGUUUAUCACUAGAUAUCAAGAGUGAUUGCAAAUGUUUAAUCUAGUAUAUACCAAAUUUGUUUACUAAUCUUUCUUUUUAAUGCAAAAAUGAUUAAAUCUUGUUAUUGUCAUGUUAUUCCUUUAUGACAGUUCUAAAAUGGUGUUAAUUUAUUUUCUCCAGAAAUCCUAAUGUUUUGGAUGAAUGUGAGAUUGAUGAUGCCACAAAGAAAUGUUUACAUGACAACAUUUGUAGGCGGCUGACACCACAAUCUGUUAAAAUUAGAGCAGGUAGGAAAUUCUCCAAGUACUAUUAAUAGAUUUUAUGGUCACAAAGUAACUGCUCUUCUUGAUAUUAGAUUAUUUUUUAUUAGUUUUAAGGGCAGAAACAGUUCGGCUAUUUGUAUAGUCAUUGUGCAUUUUUACUACAUUUAACAGAUAUUGAUGUUGCUUGUACAUACUAUGAAGGUGUUGAUGCUGUGAAGAGAGCACUCAAAAAGGGCCUCGAAAUGUCUACUGAAUCUAUGCCCAUUAAAGUAAGGAGGACUUCAAUUGGUUACCUUAACAAAUCUUUGGAUUUAAGAAAGCACUAUAUUGAUUUUGCAUCAUAUGUCUGUUGUAAAUUUAUAGCAAUCAAAACUCAAAUGAAAUAAUUAAAUGGAAUGCUAGAUUAUAUGUCAUUUUUAUGAAAAAUACUCUAGCAUCAUUAGCAAUCGUUUGGCAACAUUUAUCCUUAUGAAGGAAAUGGAGAAGAAAUCAACUAGUGCCAACUAUAUAUACUUUUCUAUUCAUACAUUUCAGUGGGGCAUUAAUAAUAACCAAUACUAAGAUGAAAAUAUUUUUUUUACCUACCUUAGUUUGAGACCAACUAGUUUUUCUAUAACAAAAAUUCUUUUUAACAGUUUCCAUAAAGUUUGAUAAUGGCCCAUGUAUCUUCAGAUCAAUUUAAUUGCACCACCUUUGUAUGUGGUGACAACAAAUACAUUAGAGCGUAGUGAAGGACUGGAGAGGUUAAACAAGGCACUGGAGGCCAUCAAAGAAGAAAUCACAGCAGCAAAAGGAAUUUUCAAUAUUCAACAAGAGGUCUGUAUUUUAAGUUAAUCCUUCUGUUAAUUGACUACAUUAUACAACUUUUAUCUCUGAUGGCUAAACAAACAAAUCAUAUUUAUUUAGCUUUAAGAGUGGGUAAAGAAAAAAUUGUGAUGUACAUCUACACUGUUAUUUGGCAUCACCAUCUUUUUUUAGUCCUUUAUUUUCUCAGGGCACCUAUUAGUGUCCAAAUAACAUGACAUGGUAAUAAAUAGUGUGCUCAACUGUGGCAUUUAAGUAUUUCUAAAAAGAUAUAUAUAUAUAUAAAUAUACCAAUUUGUUUAUGUUUUUUAACUUAAUUUUUGUUUUGUUUUUUGUGUGUGUGUUCAGGCCAGAGUUGUCUCUGACAUUGAUGAAAUAGAGCUGGAGAAACAGUUGCAGAAACUUGAGGAGGCGAACCAGGAGAAGGCUGGAGAUGAUGAUUCUGAAGAAGAAGGUGAUGAGGACGACAGUGAUAACAAAAAGGAAGGAAAGGGGGAUAAUGAAGAUGAUGACGAUGGUGUUGCUAUUGAAGGGGAAGAUGAUUAAAUUUUAUCCAAAAGAAAUGCAAGAAAGGUUUAAAAGUUGCUUGGAUGGAAAGUGAAUUUCUAUCUGAUGUCUUUGGAUUAGAGAUGAUUGACUUAACACUUGUGUCCUGCAUUCAAACUUUUCAUCUGGACAGUCAUGCCAAGUUAUUUCUUUUCUUUCGGUAUUUAAUUAUAACUCUGAAUAGUUUGAGUAUAUUUUUUAAGUUUUUGAUUUCAUUAUGGGAGUAAAUAAAUAGUUGAACUCCAAGAUAUGUUUAGACUUGAAAAAAGAAAGAACAAUUAAAAGGACAUUUUAAGUUAAAUGCCUUCUUACAAAACAAGAAAAAAAUUAUUUGAAAUUGAAAAAACUUAAGUGUUCCCAGGGGACAAUGUAGCUUUCUCAGUCUGUGUAACAUCAAAGGCCCAACGUGGAAAUGGAAAAUAACAUUAUUGAAGGAGUUGUUAGUACUUUUCUUAAAUUAAGAAAAAAAUAUAUUGGAUAUAUAUAUAUAUAUUUUUUUUAAAGUUGGUUAAUCCUGUGUACGACUUGAAGAGGUAGAACAUUUUAAGUACGGUAAUAAAUAAUUUGAAAGCCUAAUCCAAGAUUUGACCAGACAAGAUGAAAUCAAUCUAAAACGACUAGUCAGUGAAUGUUUCUGAUAUCCUCUUUAUACACAGAGUCAUUUGAUGAGCUGCUUUUAGUUAUACUUAGGUUAUUUAGCAUUCAAGAAGACUUACUUGCUGCCAAAAUAAAUCUGAAGAAUUCUUUUUGUCUUGGAUCUUGUGUUUCAGAUUUUUAUGAUUCAUUUGGGAUAUUAUUUCAAAUCUUUGGGAAUAUUUGAUAGAUUUAAUCAUUCUGUUUAAGUAAGUGAUUUUAAAAGAAAAAUCACACCUUGCUUAGGUUAUUAAAGAAAUGUGUGUUUGUGCUGGGCAGGAUGUGUAGUAACUUUCUGUUUGUCUUUUGUAUAAAAUUAAAUCAAACUUUAUUACCUAUAUGUAGCUAUGGCUCUUCACUGAACUACACUUACAAUACUGUCAAGUCUAAGGCUGCAAAAUGUGCGGUAGCAGAAUACAUUUCUCUGUGAAUAUAGCUGGUAUAAUUGUUAUAAUUAUUAUUGUGAUUUCAUAAUGUACUUGAAUUCAUCAUGAUGUUUCCUCCUCUGUUUGAAUGUGGGAAUGGGAAAAUAACAUUGACUGAAAGGUGAAAAUAAAUUUCAUUUGAUGAAUUUUAUAUCAACUCUUCUUUUUUUGGUUCUUUUUUAUUAAGUUUUUUAAAAAUUGUAUGAAAGUUUUUAAUUUAAAAUAAGUUGCAUCAUACAAAUUCAAAGACUUCCAGGUGUCUAAAAUUUGCUAACACAACUGAUGCAGUUACCCUUUAAUUAAUCUAUUAAAGUUUUGUUGAUCUUUAAU
Lymnaea stagnalis (great pond snail) is the source of this 6343-nucleotide messenger RNA. The record is from the annotation of a GenBank genome assembly. Lineage: Eukaryota; Metazoa; Mollusca; Gastropoda; Lymnaeidae.